UGGCGUUUUUAUUACAACACCAGAGCUGUUUCCAUGUUCUUUAAUUGUUGUGGCAGGAGAAAGUUGCCUGUAACCAUGUCACCUGAUUGGGAUUGAAAGAACUUUGGUAAGAAAAAAAAAAAAAAUCUCCCCACCCCCACAGAAGAGGAGACCGCCCACCAGAGACAGUCAACCCGAGACCCCUUAUAGAUUUAAAAAGAGAGGCUGCAUUCUCAGACUGACACUUAUUCAACACUGCCACCUUAAGCAGAUUACUUUUGCGCUGCCCGUGUCAAAUACGUGCUUCACUUUGCCUCUCCAUCAUGUUUAGGAUGCUGAAACACCACCUCCACCCGGGCAUUUUUCUCUUCUUCAUAUGGCUUUGUCACCUCAUGGAACAUCAAAAAGUUCAAGCCGGGAACUGCUGGUUGCAGCAGGGGAAGAACGGGAGGUGCCAGGUGCUGUACAUGCCCGGUAUGAGCAGGGAGGAGUGCUGCCGGAGCGGAAGACUGGGGACGUCCUGGACCGAGGAGGACGUCCCUAACAGCACGCUCUUUAGGUGGAUGAUCUUCAAUGGCGGAGCCCCCAAUUGCAUACCUUGCAAAGGUGGAGAAACCUGCGAUAAUGUUGACUGUGGGCCGGGAAAGAGGUGCAAGAUGAACAGAAGAAGCAAGCCGCGCUGCGUGUGCGCGCCAGACUGCUCCAACAUCACCUGGAAAGGACCGGUCUGCGGCUCAGAUGGAAAGACCUACAAAGACGAAUGCGCACUGCUGAAGGCUAAAUGCAAAGGCCACCCUGACCUGGACGUGCAGUACCAGGGAAAGUGCAAGAAAACGUGCCGUGACGUCUUGUGCCCCGGCAGCUCCACGUGCGUCGUGGACCAGACAAAUAAUGCAUAUUGUGUGACGUGUAAUCGGAUUUGCCCCGAGGUGACGUCGCCUGAUCAGUACCUGUGUGGAAACGACGGGAUCAUCUAUGCCAGCGCGUGUCACCUGAGAAGAGCUACCUGUCUCCUGGGCAGAUCUAUCGGAGUGGCGUAUGAGGGCAAAUGCAUCAAGGCUAAGUCGUGUGAGGACAUCCAGUGCAGCGCAGGGAAAAAGUGUCUGUGGGAUGCUCGAAUGAGCCGAGGCCGCUGCUCACUGUGCGAUGAGACCUGUCCGGAGAGCAGGACGGAUGAGGCGGUGUGUGCCAGCGACAACACCACAUAUCCCAGUGAAUGUGCCAUGAAGCAAGCUGCUUGCUCUAUGGGUGUGCUGCUUGAGGUCAAGCACUCUGGAUCUUGCAACUGUAAGUAAAUAACAAAAGCAAAAUAUGAAAAAGAAUCAAUCAAAACACCCCCCCCCCUCCAAGCAAAAGACAAUAUUCCAUGUUGCUUUCCCAACAAAAAACCUCCCCUGAAAGUGCCCCCCCCCCCACCCUGACUCUCCCCCAACUCCCACACCAGCCACACCACCACCAAGCACAGCUUAAGCAAGCAGAACGGACUUGGGAAUGGAAGAACUUGCAUGACAUUGUCUCUGUCGCUGGCUUUUGUUCUUGUGUUCUUGUUAGUUUUUUUGAUUUCACUUUUUAUUUUUUAAAUUGUUCUGCAAAUCAAAAUCAGAGAAAGGUUAAUGAAACCAACACAUUUCUAUAUCAGCAGCAGACUCUGAACAAGAGUCUGGGGAAAAAGCUAACAUCAUUUAAACUAACUUGAAAAAAUAAAGGAGACUAGCUUGGUUUGCAGUGGAACAAUCUUGAUAUUUAAAACUAGUCGUGUUUACGGCCAUGCUAGUGAACUGCAGGAGCAGGUUGCCUUAAAUCCCAUGCAGUUUUAUUUUUUAAUCAGAAUUAUUUUUUAUGAUAGUGGUCAUAUCUUUACAGCUUGUAAAUUCCAUGGUCACAUUGCUUAUUUCAUAGUAAUGGUGCAUUUUUUUGUUUUUGUAAUGUUUUUUUUCUUUCUUUUUGUUGCUUUUGGCUGUAAUCAAUCAAUUCAAAAUGCACUGCCUCGUGAUAUACACCACACUGCCAACAUGUCCAUGAGAACAGAAUACUUUAUAAUAUACUAAUAUGAUGUGCAUAAGGUGAUUGUAACAUUGGUGCCAUGUUAGCGAUAAUGUUAUCCACGUAGGCUACCUAUCUACAGACCAGCCCGAGCCAGUCAUGCGCUCACAGCUCUGGCAGUAAACCAUCAAAUUGAACAAUAGCCUCAAGGAAGUAUCAAAUUUACAUUCCAAGUUGCUAUGUAGAAGAAUGUCUCCGUGUUAGUUUCUCUCUCCUGACUGAGUACCUUACUGUGAUGUGCCUAAGGUAUGCGAUGGAAUCCAAGGGACCAACUUUAUGAUCACCUCAUGAGCUAAAUAUAUAAAUGUGAUACUUUACAGUGUGCAGGAUAAGCAUAAGAAGCUCGUAGAACCAUGCUCUCUUAUUUCUCGUCUCUUCAUCGUAGGAGGAGUGUUUAUCGACUAACUUUUAUUGUCUGUGCUGUUUCCAGUGAAUGUGUUGUCUACCAGAAUAUGUAUCAGAAAUUACAAAUCCGUUUGGAUUGA
Messenger RNA from Paralichthys olivaceus (Japanese flounder), 2507 nucleotides. The record is from RefSeq and is a predicted model, not a curated record. NCBI's taxonomy places the organism in Eukaryota, Metazoa, Chordata, Actinopteri, Pleuronectiformes, Paralichthyidae.